AUGCCUGAAAUCGAGAUGCCCGAUCCCGAGGAGCUCGGAGGAAACGUCACCAAGCCCUUCAAAUUCGUGACUGCUGGCUACGACGCUCGCUUCCCCAACCAGAACCAGACGAAGCACUGCUGGCAGAACUACGUCGACUAUCACAAAUGUAUCCUCGCCAAGGGUGAGGAGUUCAAGCCCUGCAGACAGUUCUACCUCGCCUACCGCUCACUAUGCCCGAACGCAUGGGUACAGCGCUGGAACGACCAGCGUGAUGCUGGCAACUUCCCUGUCGAUUUGGAGCGCUGA
Molecule: messenger RNA, 288 nt
Organism: Cyphellophora attinorum
Lineage: Eukaryota; Fungi; Ascomycota; Eurotiomycetes; Chaetothyriales; Cyphellophoraceae
Product: Cytochrome c oxidase subunit 6B
Exons: 4
Coding region: 1-288 (95 amino acids)
Cellular component (GO): respiratory chain complex IV; mitochondrion
Source: RefSeq, a predicted model, not a curated record